AUGUCUUAUAUUCCUCCACACAAGCGCCAAUUGAAGGAUCCCGUUAGCCCUUCCCCUUUUCCAGAUUCUCUAGCUACAAAAGUCAUGAAAAACACUGACUUCAAAAGUAGCAGUGUUAAAGUCAAUAUAGCAUAUUCAAGAGAUGCCAUUUUCAAAUGGUUUCUUAUUGGUUCAAAGGGAAUAUCGGAUGAGGUUCCUCCAUCUAUUAAGCUUGUGCCGGUGUCUUCGGAUUCUUCUGAUAGCAGAUAUGGAGAAAAAUCUUUCGUAUUGAUGAACACUAAUGUAGAAAAAGAAAAUGUGAUAGCUGAGGAAAGUGAAGAAGAAGAGAGAACUCGGUGGAUGUUAAUAGCAGAGAAGGUUGAGAAGGAUCUUGUCGUUGCAUAUGAGCAAGCUAAGAAGGGAAUGCAGGAUCAUCAUCUUUCAGAUAAUGCGAAACUGAGAUUGGUUGCUAGGUUUGGUAAAAUUCUCUUUCGUAGGAUUCAUGCUGGUCCUGUAACUGAAUAUUGGCAAGCAAAAUCAUCAAAUAGGACAUUCUGUACGGAUGUCCCAACCUCGUUCAUACAAAACAUAAAGUCUAAGGCUAUUCCAAGCCAUGAAUUUUGUAUAGACUUGGAAAAGGAAGUGUAUGUUGUGCAGAUAUCGCAUUACACUCGUCCUCAUUCAACCAUCAGAUGUAAAUGUACCGUGAAGGAAGAUGGAAGUCUCAGUAUGUACAAGGCUGAGCUGAAUCCUCUAAGGCAUUUGGUUGUUGAUGUGUCGUGCAUCGAUAAGAAUCUUGAUAUGAGGUUUAUGCUCGCCGGGAAAAGGAAGAUGUUUACCCUAACGGAGAAAGAGAGAAGUAACAUUCAAAGAAUGCUGGAUUCAGUAACUGUAGAUUCGACUGUGAAAGGGGGAUUAACGUGGCCGCAUGGUAAACCUCCAUCUGAAAAUGGAUACACAAUAUUUGAAGUUUGUCAUGUUAGAGCUACUACCUACAAAAACAAGACUCUCAGGCUAAGGGUCAGAGAGACUAAUGGGUAUAGUGAGAGGUUUGGGACAUGGGAAGUUGAGAGGGGAGUGACUUUGAUACUUCAAGACAUCAACACUAAGUUACAGGAGCAGAACAUUGAGAGGGGCUGUGUUUUAGAAAUGCUUAGAGAUGCUCUUGGAACCAUUUGGGACUUCUUGCAUUGUGAUGCCUCUCUUACGUGA
Messenger RNA from Brassica rapa (field mustard), 1191 nucleotides. RefSeq lists its product as uncharacterized. NCBI's taxonomy places the organism in Eukaryota, Viridiplantae, Streptophyta, Magnoliopsida, Brassicales, Brassicaceae. The record is from RefSeq and is a predicted model, not a curated record.